This is a messenger RNA of Larimichthys crocea (large yellow croaker), 4595 nucleotides long. RefSeq names its product major facilitator superfamily domain containing 6a (gene mfsd6a). Gene Ontology annotation, cellular component: plasma membrane. Lineage: Eukaryota; Metazoa; Chordata; Actinopteri; Sciaenidae. The record is from RefSeq and is a predicted model, not a curated record. The transcript has 7 exons. Gene Ontology annotation, biological process: antigen processing and presentation of exogenous peptide antigen via MHC class I. The coding region runs from base 303 to 2738 and encodes 811 amino acids.
GUACCGGAUGAAGAAGCGUCUAAAAUGGCGGGCUUGACGGUUAGGUUUCGGGACAGGUGGGAGCUCCGGUUUGACGAGCUGCUUGUUUGUUCUCCAUACAAAGAGAGCAGAGCCGGAGAAACACUUUACAUUUAAAAAAUAAAAACAAAAACACGUUACUGCUAAAUUAAAUCAUCCGUUAAUUUAAAAAAAAAAAGUAAUAAUUAUGACGGCUUUUGUGUGAAAAAUGUCCGACGGAGGAGAGAGAAAUUCAACAGAAACUGCGCAGUCAUAGUUUAAUGGGAGCGGUGACCUGAGCAGAUAUGGCAGCUGACGACAAGGUUGCCAUCCUGACGGACGACGAGGAGGAGCAGAAGAGGAAGUAUGUGUUGGCCGAGCCGUUCAACACCCUGUCGAUGGAGCGGCGGCAGCAGCAGGCGGCUGUCUCUGGGACGCCAGCUCCCGUCGCAGACGUACCGCCCGAAGUACCACCACCCUUGAACCAAGACUCCAUAGACUGCUGCGAGAGGAUGUGUCUCCGCAUCAACAGCCACCUCCUCAUCUCCAAAGUCUUCUACUUCUUUUUCUACGCCGCCUACGGCUCCCUGCACCCUCUGCUGGCCGUGUACUACAAGCAGCUCGGCUUGUCGGCCAGCCGCAGCGGGCUGCUCGUCGGCAUCCGUUACUUCAUAGAGUUCUGCAGCGCCCCCUUCUGGGGCGUCGUAGCAGACCGCUUCAAGAAGGGGAAAGCCGUCCUGCUGUUUUCUGUUCUGUGCUGGUUGGUGUUUAACUGCGGCAUCGGCUUUGUCAAUCCAGCCGACAUGAGGUGUGAGGAAAAAGGUGCUGCUCCUCUGACGACGGUGGCGCCUGUGCCGACGACGCACGGUAACACCACGCAGCCGACAAACUCCACCAACCACACCAGAAUCCGCCGGAGUUUUCUAGACCUAGAAAAUAGUUUUUCUGAUUUCAGCAGAUUCCACAGACACGAGCGAAGCGUAGACAAUGGCACGACGUUGCCUCCCUUCACACUGGCUAACACCACGCAGCACAUGCCAAGCACCACCCCCCUUAUGCCAAACACCACCACAACCACCACCACCACCACCACAACCACCACCACCACCACCCCUGCUCCAACCAAAGCUAAGGAGUACCAGAUCAUCUACAACAAGGACCAGGUGGAGACCAUCUUCCUGCUCAUCCUGCUGGUCAUCAUCGUGGGCGAGUUCUUCAGUGCUCCCGCCGUCACCAUCGUGGACACCGUCACUUUGCAGUAUCUCGGUAAAGCCCGCGACCGUUACGGCCUGCAGAGGAUGUGGGGCUCACUGGGCUGGGGUCUGGCCAUGCUGACCGUGGGCAUCUGGAUUGACCACACGCACAUCGCAGCACAUGUUAUCGGCGAGGGCUGCGACAAGUUGCAGUCCGGCUUCCGCCUCCACAACUACACGAUCGCCUUCAUUGUGUUUGGCGUGCUGAUGGGCCUGGCGUUCAUCGUGGCCACUCAGUUUUACUUUGAAAAAGGUGCCAACUACCACCACGAGCUUCCAGAGGGGGUGGUGGCGGAGGUAGAAAGCCCAAGAUCGUUAACCGAGUCCAACUCCUUGGACCAGAGUCCCAUCAGCCCCGAGUCUGCUGCUGCUGCUGUUGAGGAGUUCCACUACGGCGACCUGCUGAAGCUCCUCUGCAGCGUGCGCUACAGCUCCGUCCUGUUCGUCGCCUGGUUCAUGGGCUUCGGCUACGGCUUCGUCUUCACCUUCCUGUACUGGCACUUACAGGACCUGAAGGGGACCACCACUCUGUUCGGGGUCUGCUCAGUCCUGAGCCACAUCUCAGAGCUUGCUGCCUACUUCACCAGCCACAAGUUCAUCGAGCUGGUCGGACAUAUCAGGGUUCUGUACAUCGGCCUGGCCUGCAACACAGCUCGCUACCUGUACAUCUCCUAUCUGCAGAACGCCUGGACCGUCCUGCCCAUGGAGGUCCUUCAAGGGGUGACCCACGCCUCAGUUUGGGCAGCCUGCAUCUCCUUCCUGAGUGCAGCAGUCCCGCCGGCCUUGAGGACAUCGGCACAGGGCAUCCUGCAGGGUCUGCACCUCGGCUUGGGUCGUGGCUGUGGAGCCAUGGUGGGAGGAGUGUUCGUCAACUACUUUGGCGCUGCAGCGACGUUCAGAGGAAUCGGCAUGGCCUCCCUCGUCAUCCUCCUCGUCUUCGCCUUCAUCCAGUGUCUCGCUGGAGAAACUGAGGGGAAAGAGGACAAAAUGUUGGCUGAGAACAUCCCCGUUCCCUCCAGCCCGGUUCCCAUCGCCACCAUCGACCUGGUGCGAAGCCAGAACGAUGUCGGUAGCCCCACCCCGUCGCUUCAAGCUCCCAUUGUGCCCGUCAAGAAGACCAAACACCAGGAGGAGCAGGAGGACGUGACCAGGCCGGCCUGGGUGCUGUCUGGCGCCCCAUGGGUCACCAUCGCCUUUGCUAUCUUCCAGAUCAGGGAGAUGAUGAUAUUAGCAAAGGCCGGCGGGCCUGAGGUACAUCCACUGCAGGCACCUAAUGGGCAGGCGUCGGCCGAGUACAAGGCGGUGGAGACGUCACAAAGGAACCCGAGCGAUGACGGCACGGAUCCACCAGCCACUACAGAAACGCCCUCACAACCAAACACCGCCCACGCAGCAGCCACAGACUCUAACAAAGACCAAACGCACCCAGCCUCAGACAGAGGGGGGCCUCAAGAAAACCCAGCCUUCACAGCUGAAAACACAGACUGACUGUUCAUUUAGAAACUAUUUAAUUUACACUGUGUGUUUUAUUACUGCAGAAAUAUCCUUGUUAACAAGUCAGUUUGUCUCAAAUUCAGUACUUCAUAGCAACCAGUCAGUAUCUACACAAAAUACUGUAUUUAUGUAGAUCUAUUGUAAAAAUGAGUUUGAAUAUGAUCAAGAAAUAAGGCAGUAAUAUCCAGAAACUCAUUUUUUAAACGGUUAAAAGACUCAUGGCUUGUUUUAAUGGAUUGUUUUUGCGCAAGGGGAGUUUGGGUUGAAUGUUAGGAUGAACCUGAAGCUGUGUUUGGUGGCGUUUUUUCCCCUCCGAGGUGGCCGAUUCCAACUUACCUCGGAGCACUGUGCACUAUAUUUACUGCCCUUUACCGGUGAAGUGUGAAGGAAAUCCUUCAAAUGUAAAAUAGAACGUGCCUCUUGAUAAGUUAUUAACUUAAUUUACUUAAAAAGGGAUGAAAAACUGACAAAACGGGGAACUGAUUCAGCACUUGGAUUCCACAGUAACACGCCAGUAAAACAUGUUUUUGAAUCUCAGUUGUGACUUUUCACGCACUGCAAUACAGAUGUUACAUUUGUUUUGCAUCACACACCGUUUUUAUAUUGAUUUUGGCGUCUUGUGGACCAGCUGACGGCGGGUGAGGGGUCAUAUGUUACUUUUAAUGUGAAGUAGCAGCAGCAGGGAAUGUUGGAUUAGCAUGUAUAGCAUAUGGGGUAAAGAGGGGCUGAUAUCAAUCAAAAUGCUGGAUUAAUGAUUGUUUAGUUGAGUAGAGAACGUAAAUGCACAAAAAAAAAAAAAAAAACCAGAAGUAGUAUUAAUAUAACUCUGUUACAUGCACGGCCACAAAUUAAGCACAUUUUAUUUAUCAGCAAGGGUUAAAAACUGGCUGAAUCAUAAACAAAACUUAACUUUACUGGCUGUGUAUGUGACUGUGGUUACUUGCUAAAUUACAAAAAUACACAUAGACCUCUGAGGUAGUGUCCUCAAUAGAGUUAACGUGUGCUAAAAGGUGCUGAUGAUGACCUGCUUAUUUUGUGUACUGUUGACCUACUUUACUUAAAUAUUGGGGGGCGAGAUGAGGAACGAUGCAAACUAUAUUCAGUCUACUUAUUUUAUGUCUUGGUUGCAUUAAUUUAAUUAUUUAUACCAUUAGAAAUCUGCUGAGAAAUCUACUGGUUUCCCGUCAUACUUCAAUACUCUGGCUGGUAUUAGUAUUUAAUAAAUCCAGCAAUUGAUCCGUUUUUAAUUAAGGUUGGCGUGAUAGGAAGGAAGGAUUUGUGCAUUUUGUCUUCGAUUUUGUCACUUUUUUCGACUAAAAAUCCAGUUUUGUGCGUAUUUUUAUAAUUUAGUGAAGAGCGGUGAUGAGAAGUGCCUCCUUUAAACUGUUAAUCAUCAUUAUUCUUCUAACUUAUUAUUAGAUGUCAAGCGAGAAUCCCUUUACACUCCUACUGAAAUCUUCCAACACAGCACUCUGAGGGUCUUUCUCUGAAGAAUGAUUCCAAUAUUUUUGUAUGAAAGCUGCCAAUAGCCGACACACUAUAUUAACUGUCUUUGUCUUCAUUCCAAACAAUUCCCAGUAUUCGGUGUGUUUUUUUUGUGUGUGUGUGUGUCUUCUGACUGGAGAAACCCUGAGACACAGAAUUGGAUGAAGAAAUUCUGUUUUCAGUAAAUUAAUUCAUUAAAGGAUGUUUUGAAAAAGUGUAAAGAAAAUUUAAUACAUCCAGUUUUCCAGCCCGUUUUUCUUUGUCUGUGAUGGAAUCAUACAGGUCAGUAUCAACCCUUUAAUACAGUAUCCGUGGAUAAUAAUCUAAUUGGUAAUUCUCAUUAAAGUAACCUCUAACAAAUAAUAA